AUGGCCCUGGCCCAAGAUAUGAUGGAGGACUCUUCGGCCAUCAUGAAGAUGACCUGGACUGCCCUCUUCCCAGACUCAGACUAUGAGCAAUGGGAGUCCAAAUUCACCGCCUGCACUGAAGAAUAUAACAUCAAGAUUAUGAAGCAGGCGAACGAUGAGGAUGAAGCGAAGGAUGAGGCGACCGACUCCUCUUCUGAAGGUGAGGAUGAAGAUGGAGAGGAGGAGGAGGCGGACGUCAACAAUGGGGAGACUGAGAAAAAGGAGGUGGACGCCAACCAAGAACAGGCGCCGCCUAAUGAGCCACAAGAGCGUGUGCUUGAGGAGCAGGCGCCCAUUGCCGAAGCUGAUCAGGCGGCCGAUGUUACUGAAACCCCUCUCUCCAAUGCUUAA
Messenger RNA from Chenopodium quinoa (quinoa), 390 nucleotides. RefSeq names its product acidic leucine-rich nuclear phosphoprotein 32 family member B-like. The coding region runs from base 1 to 390 and encodes 129 amino acids. The transcript has a single exon. NCBI's taxonomy places the organism in Eukaryota, Viridiplantae, Streptophyta, Magnoliopsida, Caryophyllales, Amaranthaceae. The record is from RefSeq and is a predicted model, not a curated record.